CUCUCUCUCUCUUUCUCUCUCUCUCGCUCUAUCCCUCUCUUUCGUCUCUUUCUUUCCUUCUGCCUUUCUCACUGCAACUUACUCACACUUUUGAAAGGGAAAAAAAAAGAACAAUGUCAAUGUACUCUCCAACACAGCAGGAUUUUAACGAGCAAUUCUCACAGACCGGACUCGCGUCCAUGGGAGGAACACCGCACACCACUGUCGGAGCCGUGCCUGUCCGCAAUCAGCAACAACGACACAGUGGGGUGUUUAAUCCUUCGGCAAGUAACAGCUACCAAUUGCACCACCACCAUCAGCACCAGCGACAAAACAGCUUUGGCGCAGCAGCCUCUAUUGCCGUUAGUCCACCCAAUAACGUUGCCGCUGCCGCUGCCGCAGCCGCAGCUGCUGCAGGAGGACGACCCAUAUCAUUUGCCGACCCGAACGCUCAAAACUGGUUCGGAACAAGUUUAGACUCGAAUGGAUCGUCGUUUGGGCAGUCGCCGAUAUUUGGUGGACGGGAUUUAAUCGUAUCGCCGUCCACUUCAACAGGCCAUUUGGAUGGAAGUACAACAGGUGGUGGAUAUCCUGGAGGUGCUGGUGGUGGUGAGGAUGAUGAACUCCAGCAAAGAAACUUGCAAGAAAUGUUUGAGAAACGGCGGCGGCGGCGCGAAUCGCAUAAUGCAGUGGAGAGAAGACGAAGGGAUAAUAUCAAUGAGCGGAUCCACGAACUAUCAACGCUAUUGCCCGAACAUCUGCUGGAAAGCGCACCGACCACCUCAAAUGUAAUGUCCGUUUCUUCCGGCCAAGGCGGAGGCGGAGCAAGCAACAUGAAAGCAAUCAACAAGGGCACGAUUUUAAAGCUUUCUGUGGAUCACAUCAAAGAGCUCAAGGACACGCUGACACAGUACAAGGACCGUGUGGCAGAGUUGGAGCGAUCGAUCGAGUCGGCCAAACAGAACGACAGUGCAAAGGUCAAGGCGGAGGACGGCAGCCAUUCAACGACGGCAUCGCGUGCAAGACACGAGCGGAUUGGAUCGUUGCAGUUCCAGCAACAGUUUGGCAAGUUACAUAUCGAGGACUCAAAGCAGGUGUAAACGAAUCCAGACAAUCAUACUUCCUCUCUUAUCACUCCUACAUACACACUCUUCCACUCCCUUGUGUACCACCAUUACAUCGCCGUUCUCCUGCGAGUCCUUCCACUCCAAAGGUGCCAUUAUAUAGUCAUACCAAGCUUAGUUUUACCCCCCACCCCUCUUUUUCUUUUUCUGUUUUUCUCUUGUUAUUGCUUUUUUCAUAGUGUUUUCUUUCUUGGUACAUACCUUGCAAUCUAACGUAUGUAUAUACUUCUUCUUCUACUCUCUCUUUCUGCCCAUAUCCAUUGUUCAAAUAUACAUCGUGGGAAAGACGACGACGACAUAUCUCAUGCGAAAGUUUAUACGCUAUAAUGAUAACCCACAACAUUCAUAUAUACUCGUCUCAUGUGAACUCUAAGCCUCAAGGCAACACUGUUCCUUGUUCGGUCAUACCACUUUUGAUGUGUGUUCAGCAACUAUGUA
Molecule: messenger RNA, 1541 nt
Organism: Zychaea mexicana
Lineage: Eukaryota; Fungi; Mucoromycota; Mucoromycetes; Mucorales; Lichtheimiaceae
Product: helix-loop-helix DNA-binding domain-containing protein
Exons: 3
Coding region: 114-1079 (321 amino acids)
Biological process (GO): regulation of transcription by RNA polymerase II
Cellular component (GO): nucleus
Molecular function (GO): DNA-binding transcription factor activity, RNA polymerase II-specific; RNA polymerase II cis-regulatory region sequence-specific DNA binding; protein dimerization activity
Source: RefSeq, a predicted model, not a curated record